Messenger RNA from Sceloporus undulatus (fence lizard), 1615 nucleotides. RefSeq names its product matrix metallopeptidase 9 (gene MMP9). NCBI's taxonomy places the organism in Eukaryota, Metazoa, Chordata, Lepidosauria, Squamata, Phrynosomatidae. The record is from RefSeq and is a predicted model, not a curated record. Bases 1 to 1143 code for a protein of 380 amino acids. Gene Ontology annotation, cellular component: extracellular matrix. The transcript has 8 exons. Gene Ontology annotation, biological process: collagen catabolic process; extracellular matrix organization; proteolysis. Gene Ontology annotation, molecular function: zinc ion binding; metalloendopeptidase activity.
AUGGAGGGGGGGCGCUUUGAGACCCUGUCUGGACCAGCCUUGACCAGUGCUCCACAGAUCCGUCAGCCGGCAAUGGCAGACAUCGACACGGCCGUAGUUGGGGGCAACUCCCAAGGCGAGCCCUGCGUCUUCCCCUUCAACUUCCUGGGCAAAUCCUACAGCUCUUGCACCUCCGAAGGCCGUGAGGACGGACGGCUCUGGUGUGCCACCACCAGCGACUAUGACGCCGACAAGAAGUGGGGACUCUGCCCUGACCAAGGUUACAGCAUCUUCCUGGUGGCCGCCCAUGAGUUUGGCCAUGCGCUGGGCCUGGAGCACUCCAGCGUGCGCGAGGCACUCAUGUACCCCAUGUACACCUACCUGGCGGACUUCCACCUGCACCCCGACGACAUCCAGGGGAUCCAGUACCUCUACGGGAAAGGGUCAGGCCCACAGCCCACAGUGCCCAGCCGCCCCACUGAAAGCCCCGAUGUGCCUGACCAAAACCCCACGGAGUGGGAUGAGGCGUCCACUACGGACGAAGAGGGCUCCUCCGUGACAGAGACCACCCCAGUGGACCGUCCAGAGGAUGCCUGCAAGGUCCCCGGAUUCGACGCUGUGGCUGAGAUCAAGAAGGAGCUCUACCUCUUCAAGGACGGGCAAUACUGGAGGAAGCUAGCAACGGGAUCCGAGUCCAUUGAGGGUCCGCUGCGGAUCCAGGACACGUGGCCGGAGGUCCCCAAGGUCAUCGACGCCGCCUUCCAGGACAGGCUGACCAAGAAGGUCUUCUUCUUCUCAGGCCAGCGCUUCUGGGUGUAUCAAGGGACACGGGUCCUGGGCCCCCGGAGCAUCGAGAAGCUGGGCAUCGGAAGAGAGGUGCAGAAGAUUGUUGGGGCCCUUCAGCGGAAGAACGGCAAAGUCCUGCUCUUCAGUGGGGAACACUUCUGGAGGCUGGACGUCAAAGCGGAGCAGGUGGACCGGGGAUAUCCACGCCGGACGGACUCCCUCUUCGCAGGAGUCCCCCUGGACUCCCAGAAUAUCUUCCUCUACAAAGGGAAAUACCACUUUUGCCGGGGCCCCUUCUGUUGGCGGAUGACCCCACAGUACCAAGUGGACAAGGUGGGCUACCUGAAGUACGGCAUCCUGAAGUGUCCUGAGCAGUAGGGCCCCUCCGCUGGACCUCACUGGGACCCUCCAGCGCCUUUCCCCCUUGAAGCAUUUUGCCCUGGCUCUGGGGCCCCAGGGCAGUUGUCCAGCUGCAGCUUUAGCCCUGGCUUGGCCGCCACUUGGAAAUGGCCACCAACGGACAGUGCUGGACCCCAGCCCAACUGGGGCAAGGAGUGGACUCUCCAGCCAGGACACUUGCCCGGCCUGUACUGGGAGUCUUGCAACAGCCUUGCUGGUUUGCACUGGGUUCGUACUGCUGCCACAGAGUGGACAGUGUGGUCUUGGGUUGGGUUAGGGAGACUUUCUGCUUGCAAGGGCCCCUGACCCUUGCCAGGAAGAGGAAGGUUAGCCUUCACAAACACACACAAACAUACUCCCAACAGUGUCUCCACCUUCUCUGCACUUGGUUUCAUGUGUCAGCUCUUGCAUCUUGCGCACAUCAUCGGCAAUAAAAGGAAGUCCUGGCCUA